Molecule: messenger RNA, 1431 nt
Organism: Cyphellophora europaea CBS 101466
Lineage: Eukaryota; Fungi; Ascomycota; Eurotiomycetes; Chaetothyriales; Cyphellophoraceae
Exons: 1
Coding region: 1-1431 (476 amino acids)
Source: RefSeq, a predicted model, not a curated record
AUGCACGAUAAUCUCCGUCGUCGCGCCCUCGAGAGCGGCAAGACCGUCUCGAACAAGGCAAAGUCCAAGGGCUCUUCCAAAGCAAGCUCUCGUGCCAAUUCCACCACCAAUUCUCGCGCAAAUUCGCGCCUGCAGAGCCGAGAUGCGUCUGACGACGAGGAUAUGGGUGGUAACCUCAGCGAUGAUACUAACAUGAGUAUCAACUCGAUCGACGAACUGCUCGAGAGCGACGACUUCAACGAGCAGACCACCGAUGUCAUGAAGCAAGAGCUUUCUAAGAGCAUCGAUGAUCUGCUCGAGAGGAAGGGCAGCAGUGUGAAUAGCAGAGAAGAGAGCUUAUCGUCAUUCGACCGCUGCUUGACCGCGCACUACCUGGCAGAUACCCUUUACGGGCGCGUGUCAGAUAUCCUAGGAGCAUUGUCCAAGAGUGUCAAAGCCGAGACGACUGAGAAAGAGACCACUCUGGCGAUCCGCGCCAUUGCUCUCACCGCCAUCACUAUUCAAGAUGACGCAAUCUACGAGACAGUGGCUCCACUGCUCAAGCGUGCCAUCUCCGACUCGCAGUACCCUCACGCCAAAGCCGUCGCUAUUGACGCUCUUGCAACGUGCAUUUCUUUUGGGGGCGCCGGCGAAGAAGAAAUCGAAGAAACUCUGACCUUCCUACUUGAGAUCGUCUCCUCGGACGGGAGCUUCAUCGGUGCCGACGACGAUCCCGAAGUCGUUACCGUUGCGCUGCUCGCUUAUGGCUUCCUCGCCACCCAAGUCGAAGACCUUGAGGCUGAUUCCGAGGAUGCCAUCUCUUCCUUCCUCGACCAGCUCGAUGCCGACGAUGCCAAGGUGCAAAUUGCAGCUGGCGAGAACAUUGCGCUCUUGUACGAGAAGAGCUUCACGGAGCGCGAGGAAGACGAAGAAUCCGAGGACGAAGAGGACGAGGUCUCGUCCGACGACGACAAUGUCGGCUUCCAAGGCGACAAGAAUCUAGUCAAGCGCUACAAUGCAUACCACAAUACACACCAGGUUUUAGAAAAGGUCAACUCGCUGGCGUCACUCAGCACAAAGUCAAUGAACCGCAAGGACAAGCGCAAUAUCCAUCAAUCUUUCGCCACCAUCGCGCUCACGGUCGAGAAUCCGCGUGUGGGUCUGCGCACGAAUAACGCUUCGAAAAUGACCAUUCGAAUCCACCGAGAAGGCGAGAUGAAGGUCGACAAGUGGUGGAAACUGAUGCGCCUCAGUGCAAUUCGACGGCUGUUGGGCGGCGGGUUCGUGAACCACUAUUUUGAGGGGAACAAGCAGGUGCUUGAUGCAUUGCCCAUGAUCAUCCGCGAGACAGGCGCCGGUCUGGGCAGCCCUCGGAAGGUCAUGGCUAAGCAGAGCAAGGGGAGAUAUCGCGAGCAAAGGCGCUUUGUCAGUGUGGGUGUCAAUGAGACCUGA